CUGACGUUCGUGUGUCAUCCCGUGUUCCUUUCCCUUCUCCUUGCAAACUGCCUGGCGAGGAACUUGUUUCAUUCACUCUGUUUGACAGAUUUCCAGUAUCAAAUGGCUACACUCAUCAGGAGGAUAAUCAGCACAACUAAAGCUCCUGCUGCUAUCGGCCCAUACAGCCAAGCAGUGGUGGUAGAUCGGACCAUGUACGUAUCAGGACAGCUGGGGAUGGAUCCUGCCAGUGGACAGUUGGUGGAAGGUGGAGUUCAGGCUCAAACCCGACAGGCUCUUGUGAACAUGGGUGAAAUCCUUAAAGCUGCUGGAUGUGGUUACGAGAAUGUCGUGAAAACUACCGUGCUCUUGGCCGACAUGAACGACUUCAACAAUGUCAAUGAUGUCUACAAGCAGUUCUUUAGCACCAACUUUCCAGCCAGAGCCGCCUAUCAGGUUGCCGCUCUUCCCAGGGGUGGACUGGUUGAAAUCGAAGCAGUUGCCGUGUUGGGACCCUUGACUGACGCUUCUUAACUGGUCCUCCUGCAAAACACCUCAGAAACAUCUACACAGUACUCAAGAAAAUAAAACUUUCUGUUUUAUUGCAUCACAUUUUUUUUUUAGAGGUCAUUAAGUUCCGUCACCAACUAACAGCAGCCAGGCCCCGGACUACUUUCUCCUCUCUCAUUAACAUUGAUGAGACGACGCCGCAUUUUGAAUUCCCUCUGCUCGCGUUUCGUUGGCAGUAGCUGAAAUGCACCUCGGCUUGUUCGUCGGAUUGAAUUACGUUAUCAGCCUUACCUAUGACAGUCUAUCCUCCUCUCUCAUCGUGGAAGGAUGAUCAGAUAUAACUCAUUAAUAAAGAGUGUUCGUUGUCUUAAA
This is a messenger RNA of Mugil cephalus (flathead mullet), 861 nucleotides long. Its product is annotated as 2-iminobutanoate/2-iminopropanoate deaminase-like. Gene Ontology annotation, cellular component: cytosol. The transcript is spliced from 6 exons. Bases 103 to 513 code for a protein of 136 amino acids. Lineage: Eukaryota; Metazoa; Chordata; Actinopteri; Mugiliformes; Mugilidae. The record is from RefSeq and is a predicted model, not a curated record. Gene Ontology annotation, molecular function: deaminase activity.